Messenger RNA from Cherax quadricarinatus, 453 nucleotides. The record is from RefSeq and is a predicted model, not a curated record. Lineage: Eukaryota; Metazoa; Arthropoda; Malacostraca; Decapoda; Parastacidae.
UUAUUAUUUUUGUUUUUCAUUCUGAAAUGUUGUUUAAUCCAUCAGGUUAUUGAGGGCAUGAAAUUUGAUCGUGGUUACAUUUCUCCGUAUUUUAUCAACACCAGCAAGGGAGCUAAGGUGGAAUUUCAGGAUGCAUUAAUACUUCUCUCAGAGAAGAAAAUUUCAUCAAUCCAAUCAAUAAUCCCAGUACUGGAACUUGCCAAUGCACAGAGGAAACCUUUGGUGAUCAUCGCUGAAGAUGUUGAUGGAGAGGCUUUGAGCACUCUUGUUGUUAAUCGCCUGAAGAUUGGCCUGCAGAUAGCUGCUGUCAAGGCUCCUGGCUUUGGAGACAACAGGAAAAAUACACUACAAGAUAUUGCUAUAGCUACUGGGGGUAUAGUUUUUAAUGACGAGGCCAGUAUGGUGAAGAUUGAAGAUGUUCAAGUGAGUUUUACCUAAAUGUCUUCUAGUUUC